Molecule: messenger RNA, 6088 nt
Organism: Rhinolophus ferrumequinum (greater horseshoe bat)
Lineage: Eukaryota; Metazoa; Chordata; Mammalia; Chiroptera; Rhinolophidae
Product: zinc finger protein 546
Exons: 4
Coding region: 1106-3448 (780 amino acids)
Biological process (GO): regulation of immune system process; regulation of cytokine production; negative regulation of transcription by RNA polymerase II
Molecular function (GO): DNA-binding transcription factor activity, RNA polymerase II-specific; RNA polymerase II cis-regulatory region sequence-specific DNA binding
Source: RefSeq, a predicted model, not a curated record
AUUUCAAAGGUGAUCUUAGUGAUAUUCAGCAAUGAGGUAUGUAGCAUUUUUCCUAGGAUGAAUUUGGGAACUUAAUUGUCUGACCUCAUAUGUUAUUUUUUUAGUGAAUUACCUGUGCUUAGGUUUCACUCAAAGGAAGAAUUCCUGGGUUACAGAGGAAAAAGCCAGAGUUGAAAGAGAAUUGGCUUUAUAUUUAGAGAAACAUGGAUUCUAAACACAGUUCUGCCUCUUACUAACUGAAUUUGAGCAAGAAACUUUACUUUGAGCCUCUGUUAACCUCAUCUGUUGAAUGGGGAUAACUACAUUGCAUUAUUAAAUGUUAGUAUGACAAAGGACCCAUCACAGAGAAGAUACUAAAAGUAUCGAUUCCUGUUGUCACCUCAAGACCGCCGGUAUGAUUUCACACCUUGGCAGCCUUGAUGUUGAGACAUUAGUGUAGUCAGUGACUUCCUGCAGGAAACCAGUAUAGAUGAUCCUGAUUGGGAAGUAGAGGUUGGUUGGAAACAGAGCCCAGAGGAUUCUGGGGGCUGUAGUUUUGGCUGGAGAAGGACUCCGUGUGGGAAGUGCAUUUUGCAGUGGGAAAGACUGCCUGUUUUCUGCCUGAGUGUCUGCAGAGUCCAGCUACAUACCUAAACCAUGAAAGAUAUUCAGGUUUGGAUAGGGCAGCCCCUUCUCAGCUCUAGAAGGUAGCCAUGGACGGGAGCGGAUCUGCUCAGGGCAGGCCUUGGUCUGGUCUCAGCUACAGAUCAACAUCAUCAGAAGUUGGGGUGGACCAGAGACCCUUCUGCUGGAGUGUGUGGUCUGGCUUCAUGCAGAGGGCUCUGUACUGUAUCUACACUUGAGCAGGUGCUUCCCCAUGGUAUAGAGAGGGUUUGGCUUGAUCCAAAUUCCCUCUUGUGUCUCCUGACUUGUAUGUGGGGCUUUGGAAAUGGGAACAGAAAGAAGGCAAAACUAGGAUCAUUUUCUCUUAAGUCAUUUUGGGAUUUCUGAGGCACUCCUGGUCUCAGAGCCUCUUGUUCCUUCCCUAGCCCUGGCUUCUUUGGACUCUGCAUCUCCAGUGGAGGAAGCCCCAAGAGGACUGACAAGUUCUUGCAGUUCUAAAACCAUGGCCCAUAUGUCCCUGACAUUCAGGGAUGUGGCCAUACACCUCUCCCAGGACGAGUGGGAAUGCCUGGACCCUGCUCAGAGGGCCUUGUACAGGGACGUGAUGAUGGAGAACUACAGCAACUUGGUCUCACUGGGAUGUUCCAUUCCUAAGCCAGAUGUGAUUACUUUAUUGGAGCAAGAGAAAGAGCCCUGGAUGGUAAUGAGGGAAGGAACAAGAAGUUGGUACACAGAUUUGGAAUCUAAGUGUGUCACCAAGAAGUUAUUUCCAGAAAAAGACAUUUGUGAAAUAUAUUUAUCUCAGUUGCAGACAGAAAAGAAUAAAACCUUCAUCCAUCGGGAUACAGUUUUCAGAAAUGACUUGCAGUAUAAACAUGAAUUUGAGAGACAAGAAGGACAGAUGGGAUGUGUUAGUAAAAUGAUAAUCCAAAAACAUUUAUCUUUUCCUCUCCAUCAGAAAAUUCAUGCUAGAGACAAAUCAUAUGAAUGUAAGGAAUGUAAGAAGGCUUUUAGACAACAGUCAUACCUUAUUCAACAUCUAAGAAUUCAUACUGGUGAGAGACCCUAUAAAUGUAAGGAAUGUGGGAAGGCCUUUUGUCGUGUGGGAGACCUUAGAGUACAUCAGACAAUUCAUGCUGGGGAGAGACCCUAUGGAUGUAAAGAAUGUGGGAAGGCCUUUAGACUUCAUUAUCACCUUACCGAACAUCAGAGAAUACAUUCUGGUAUGAAACCCUAUGACUGUAAGGAAUGUGGCAAGGCCUUUAGUCGUGUUAGAGAUCUUAGAGUACAUCAGACAAUUCAUGCUGGGAAGAGACCCUAUGAAUGUAAAGAAUGUGGGAAGGCCUUUAGACUUCAUUAUCAACUUACUGAACAUCAAAGAAUUCAUACUGGUGAGAGGCCUUAUCAAUGUAAGAUUUGUGGAAAGACCUUUAGGGUUCAACGACAUAUUAGUCAACAUCAGAAAAUUCAUACUGGUGUAAAACCCUAUAAAUGUAAUGAAUGUGGAAAGGCCUUUAGUCAUGGCUCAUACCUUGUUCAACAUCAGAAAAUUCAUACUGGUGAGAAACCCUAUGAAUGUAAAGAAUGUGGUAAAUCCUUCAGUUUUCAUGCAGAACUUAUUCGACAUCAUAGAAUCCAUACCGGUGAGAAACCCUAUGAAUGUAAAGAAUGUGGGAAAGCCUUUCGUCUUCAAACAGAACUUACUCGUCAUCAUCGAAUUCAUACUGGUGAGAAACCCUAUGUAUGUAAGGAAUGUGGAAAAGCCUUUAUUUGUGGCUAUCAACUUACUUUACACCUGAGAACUCAUACCGGUGAGAUUCCCUAUGAAUGUAAGGAAUGUGGGAAAAACUUCAGCAGUCGCUAUCAUCUUACUCAACAUUAUAGAAUUCAUACCGGUGAGAAACCCUAUGGAUGUAAAGAAUGUGGGAAAGCCUUUCGUCUUCAAGCAGAACUUACCCGACAUCACAGAAUUCAUACUUGUGAGAAGCCCUAUGAAUGUAAGGAAUGUGGGAAGGCCUUUAUUCGUAGCAAUCAACUUAUUUCACACCAGCGAAUUCACACCAAUGAGAAUACCUUUGAAUGUAAGGAAUGUGGGAAGAUUUUUAGUCGUCGCUACAAUCUUACUCAACAUUAUAAAAUUCAUACUGGUGAAAAACCCUAUGAAUGUAAAGAAUGUGGAAAGGCCUUUCGCUUUCAAACAGAACUUACACAGCAUCACAGAAUUCAUACUGGUGAAAAACCCUAUAAAUGUCAGGAAUGUGGGAAAGCCUUUAUUCGUAGCAAUCAUCUUAUUCAACAUCACAGAAUCCAUACUGGUGAGAAACCCUAUGAAUGCAAGGAAUGUGGGAAGACCUUUAGUCGUCACUAUCACCUUACUCAACAUCACAGAACCCAUACUGGUGAGAAACCCUACAUAUGUAAUGAAUGUGGGAAUGCUUUUAUCUGUAGUUAUCAACUUACCUUACAUCAAAGAAUUCACACGGGUGAGAUCCCAUAUGAAUGUAAGGAAUGCGGAAAGACCUUUAGUCGUCGGUAUCAUCUUACUCAACAUUUCAGACUGCAUACUGGUGAGAAACCUUAUGGAUGUAAAGAAUGUGGAAAUGCCUUUCGUCUUCAAGCAGAACUUACCCGACAUCACACAAUACAUACUGGUGAGAAACCCUAUAAAUGUAAAGAAUGUGGGAAGGCCUUUAGUGUUAAUUCAGAACUUACUCGUCAUCACAGAAUUCAUACCGGUGAGAAACCCUACAAAUGUAAAGAAUGUGGGAAAGCCUUUAUUCGUAGUGAUCAACUUACUUUACAUCAAAGAAAUCAUAUUAGUGAGGAAACCCUAUGCAUAACGUAAAGAGGAUACAAUGGCCUUUAGAAAUUGCCUUUUAAACAGCAGAGAACUCAUAAUUUAAGAAAUGUUUUACUCGUUAGGUAACAUGGGAAUCCCUCAUUUCAUGAUUAAAACUUAACAGAAAUAGUUUUAUACUAUACGUGUUGAUGUAAAGAGUUGAAAAAUUAUAGCAUCACCCAGUCUUGGUUAAACUUUAGCAAAUUGAUAUCGGUGCAGUAUACCUCGGACCAAGGUGAAGGGCACCCGCCACACACACUGUUGUUCCCCAAAACUUUUAUAAAAUGCAGUAAAGCAGGAUUACCAGAAAAAAAUAAAAUGGAAAGAAAAACAGUCAUACAAAUGAAAGCCCUGAUUUUAUUAUUGCCUUUAACAGACAUAAAUUUAGCUCUGUCAAAUUGUUGAAAAGGUUUCUGAAUGCUUAUUCUCUCUGUCUAUACUCAGCUCAUUACAGACCAGAAGCAAACAUUCUGUGGCCCAGCAUCAGGACAUGGACCACUCUUUAUAUAGCACUGUAACAGAAAAUACUUCUAAAGUGAAAAAAAAGAGGAUACCUUAGGAAGAAUCAGAAAAUGUGUUUGACUUAUUUAAAAAUAUGAGGAAUGAAUUUAUGAAAGGGAUAUAUUGACUUAUUCUAGCUACCUUUGCAAGCCUGCUGGCAUUUAUUUGGGAGAACUGCAGAUCAUAGUUCACUUGCAAAUGUAGUGUGCCUUUCCUAAAAACCUAAAUACGCCUUUGUUUAUUCUCAAAUCGGUAUGACUAUACUUAUGUGACUAUGUCUCUGGUAAAAGAUGGCCCAGACUUUGUGCACUAUCCCAGAGCUAUUUGGAGGCUUCCAAAGAAAACGGAGGGCUUCUCAACAUUUCACUUGAACAGUGGCCACAAGCACAGAAAUAGCUAGUGUGAACUGCAAUAUUUCUGGAUAGCCAAAUACAGAUAUUGUUGAAGCAGAUAAUUUUGAAUGAGACAAAUUGUAUGACUCUAAAUGCUCACAACUUUCGCUAAAGCCACCUAAAUGUUCAUGUUGCUGUUUAUGGUAGUUUUGGGUACAUCAGUUGGAAGAUUCAGUAAAACAUAAAGAAACAAAAUUACUGCUGUUUAAAAUGGAGGAAUAAGCAGUCACCAUGCUCUGGGCUAGAAAAACCCUGUGGGUAAAUAUAGAAAGAGAACCCCACAGACACACCUCAUGAAAUGUCUGACGUCUAAAAGUGUAUCCUGCGUGACAAUUUUUUUAAAUAUGCAUAUCUUUAAAAAAAUAAUUCUGUUAAUGUAAUGAAUGUGGGGAAAGGCUUUAGCGAUAGCAUUAUCUUUACUGUAAUUCUCACAAUUGCACCUCAGCCUGUGUGGUAUUUGGCAAAACACUUCUCUCUGUGCUUCAGUUUUAAUAGUGAUAAUAGUACCUUCCUACUGGUAUUUUUGUGAGGAUGAAAUGUCAAUAAAAAAACCAAAACCUUUAGAAGAGCAUAUGCUCAAUAAAUACUACUGUUAUUUUUAUCAUUAGUAAUACUAUUAGUAAAUUCAUGUGAGAGGAAGACCCUAUGAGUGUAAGGAAUUUGUAAAAGCCUUCCAUUACCUUUCACUCCUUACUUAUAUUGAGAUACUUGUGAAUAAAGUCUAGUAAAAUGAACUUCCAUUUCUCAAAUCAGAACUCGUCUCUGAAAACUGAUAUGAGAAAAACAUCUCUAGAGUUGAUAAGUUUCGUGAAGUUUAUGCAGGUAAAGCUUUUGAAGAAUCAGGGAAAGCUGUAAUGCUUUUUCUUUUCAUAAUUCAAAAAGCAGCCAAAUUACAGUCUGCUUUUUCUGCCCAAAAUUCAUGAUAAAUUAGAAACUAACAACCAAAAGGCUACUGUCCAUUUGGAAAAAAUUUUAAAAUAGUACAGUGAACACUGGUGUGCCCUUUCUAGAUUCAGUGAUUAUUAAUAUAUUGUUAUUUUUGGUUUGCUUCUAUAUCAUUUUUUACAUUUUUGCUAUAUUGUUUGAGUAUAAAUUGUAGACAUCAUGACAUUUCACCUGUCUGUAUAUAAUCAUGCAACUCCUAAGAAUAAAAGCUGCCUCCUACUUAUAUAACUUCACACCUAAGGAAAUUAGUAAGUCCAUAAUCUCUAAUAUUACAAAUAGAUAUCAGUGCCUUAACCCAAUAUAUCUGAAAGAAUGUCUCUGGGAACAUAGUAUUUAAUGGUACUUGAAAAAUGUUCUGUGAUCACACAAGCUUAUGAAGCUUUGAACACUAAAUCCUUUCUAAGGAAAAAAAGUGCUUAUUGUCAGACUAUCAGAAGAUUGAGUCCUACACUAACAAUACUUUGCAUAACUUUGUUUAUCUCAAUGUAUCUUAAAAUUUACUAAGGAAGUCCCAUUCACAAUACCUAAUAUCUUUGGGAUGUGAACCCACACUGGAAAUGCUGCCAUAACCAAAAAUGAUUGACCCUAAGGAUGGACUGUUUAGUUAGUUAAAAUGGCAAUGCUUAGCUAUGUUGAGAAAAGAAAUGCAUGGUGUAUUUCUCUGCUGCUCGCAUCUUCCUCUGCAAUCAAUUGCUUGCCUUCUGAAUUUUUCUACAAAAUUAAAACCCCAUUUGGCCCCCCCCCUUUUUAAAAAAUUUCUUUGUAUGUUAUCUUUUGGUGACAUAUUUUCUUUUCUAACAUUAUUAGU